This is a messenger RNA of Castor canadensis (American beaver), 5961 nucleotides long. RefSeq names its product SET domain containing 1A, histone lysine methyltransferase (gene Setd1a). Lineage: Eukaryota; Metazoa; Chordata; Mammalia; Rodentia; Castoridae. The record is from RefSeq and is a predicted model, not a curated record. Gene Ontology annotation, molecular function: protein binding; RNA binding; histone H3K4 methyltransferase activity. Gene Ontology annotation, cellular component: Set1C/COMPASS complex.
GGGGCGCCGCGGGGAGGCAGGGCGCCUGGGGCAGAGUCUGAGGGGGCCCCCGGCGAGGCGUGGACACGGGGUUGAUGAGAGGACCUGGAAGAUGGGCUAGCCAAUGAGGGGAUGGCAGGGGAGUCAGGCCGGAUCCUGGACCCCUUUUGCGUACCCCUGUUUUCCUCGCAGUGUAAAUGAUCAGAGAUGGACCAGGAAGGUGGGGGAGAUGGGCAGAAAGCCCCGAGCUUCCAGUGGCGGAACUACAAGCUCAUCGUGGAUCCUGCCUUGGACCCUGCCCUGCGCAGGCCUUCUCAAAAGGUGUACCGCUACGACGGCGUCCACUUCAGCGUCAACGACUCAAAGUACAUACCAGUCGAAGACCUCCAAGACCCCCGUUGCCAUGUCAGGUCUAAAAACAGAGACUUUUCCCUCCCAGUCCCUAAGUUCAAGCUGGAUGAGUUCUAUAUUGGACAGAUCCCACUGAAGGAAGUGACUUUCGCAAGACUGAAUGACAAUGUGCGGGAAACCUUCCUGAAGGAUAUGUGCCGAAAGUAUGGUGAGGUGGAAGAAGUGGAGAUCCUUCUUCACCCUCGUACUCGUAAACACCUGGGCCUGGCCCGUGUGCUCUUCACCAGCACUCGGGGUGCCAAGGAAACAGUCAAAAACCUCCACCUUACCUCCGUCAUGGGCAACAUCAUCCACGCCCAGCUUGACAUCAAAGGACAACAGCGAAUGAAGUACUAUGAAUUGAUUGUUAAUGGCUCCUAUACCCCCCAAACUGUGCCCACUGGGGGCAAAGCCCUAAGCGAGAAGUUCCAGGGCUCUGGUGCAGCAACUGAUACGACUGAAUCCCGCCGCCGCUCUUCUUCUGACACAGCUGCCUACACAGCAGGCACUGCUGUAGUGGGCACUCCUGGCAAUGGCACCCCCUGCUCCCAGGACACAAGCUUCUCCAGCAGCCGACAAGAUACCCCAUCUUCCUUUGGACAAUUCACCCCUCAGUCCUCCCAGGGAACCCCCUACACAUCUCGGGGCAGCACCCCUUACUCUCAGGAUUCCGCCUACUCCAGCAGCACCACUUCAACCUCUUUCAAGCCCCGGCGGUCAGAGAACAGCUACCAGGAUUCCUUUUCUCGCCGCCAUUUCUCUGCAUCUUCUGCCCCCACAACUGCCUCUACAGCCAUCUCAGCAACCACUGCAGCCACCACUGCAUCCUCCACCUCUUCCUCCUCAUUGUCCGCAUCUUCUUCAUCGUCGUCCUCCUCAACAUCACAAUUUCGUGCUUCUGACCCAAGCUACCCAGCAUAUUAUGAAAGCUGGAACCGCUACCAACGCCACACUUCCUACCCACCACGUCGAGCAACUCGGGAGGAGCCCCCUGGGACCCCUUUUGCUGAAAAUACAACUGAACGCUUUCCACCUUCAUACACCACCUACUUGCCCCCUGAGCCCACCCGGCCCACUGACCAAGACUACCGGCCUCCUGCCUCAGAGGCCCCGCCCCCGGAACCUCCAGAACCUGGUGGAGGUGGAGGUGGAGGUGGAGGUGGGGCCAGCCCUGAAAGAGAAGAAGCUCGGACCUCCCCCCGCCCAGCCUCACCUGCCCGUUCUGGCUCUCCGGCCCCAGAGACCACCAAUGAGAGUGUGCCCUUUGCACAGCACAGCAGCCUGGAUUCUCGCAUUGAAAUGCUGCUGAAGGAGCAGCGCUCCAAAUUUUCUUUCUUGGCCUCUGACACAGAGGAAGAGGAAGAGAACAGCAGUGCAGGCCCUGGGGCUAGAGACACUGGGAGUGAGGUGCCUGCUGGGUCAGGUCAUGGGCCCUGCACACCCCCUCCAGCCCCAGCUAGUUUUGAGGAUGUGGUACCUACAGGGAGUGGAGAACCAGGGGCUGCCCGGGAAUCUCCCAAGGCCAACGGACAGAACCAGGCUUCUCCAUGCUCUUCUGGAGAGGACAUGGAGAUCUCCGAUGAUGACAGGGGUGGCUCACCACCUCCGGCCCCAACACCCCCCCAGCAGCCUCCGCCUCCCCCACCUCCCCCUCCUCCACCUCCCUACCUGGCUUCCCUUCCCCUUGGUUAUCCUCCCCACCAACCUGCCUACCUCCUCCCACCCCGCCCUGACGGCCCACCGCCCCCUGAGUAUCCCCCACCUCCGCCACCCCCCCCCCACAUCUAUGACUUUGUGAACUCCUUGGAACUUAUGGAUCGACUUGGAGCUCAGUGGGGAGGGAUGCCCAUGUCCUUCCAGAUGCAGACCCAGAUGUUAACUCGACUCCACCAGCUGCGACAGGGCAAGGGAUUGACUGCUGCCUCAGCUGGCCCUCCUGGUGGGGCCUUUGGGGAGGCCUUCCUCCCUUUCCCACCCCCCCAAGAGGCAGCCUAUGGCUUGCCCUAUGCUCUGUAUACACAAGGGCAAGAAGGCCGUGGGACAUACUCACGGGAGGCCUACCAUCUGCCUUUGCCUAUGGCAGCCGAGCCCCUACCCUCUUCCUCAGUCUUGGGAGAAGAGGCCCGGCUGCCUCCCAGGGAAGAAGCAGAGCUGGCAGAGGGCAAGGCCCUUCCUUCAGCUGGCACUGUGGGCCGUGUGCUGGCCACUCUAGUCCAAGAGAUGAAAAGUAUCAUGCAGCGAGAUCUCAACCGCAAAAUGGUGGAGAAUGUGGCCUUUGGAGCCUUUGACCAGUGGUGGGAGAGCAAGGAGGAAAAGGCUAAGCCAUUCCAGAAUGCAGCCAAACAGCAAGCCAAGGAAGAGGAUAAAGAGAAGACAAAGCUCAAAGAGCCGGGUAUGCUGUCCCUCGUAGACUGGGCCAAGAGUGGAGGUACCACAGGAAUUGAGGCCUUUGCCUUUGGAUCAGGGCUACGAGGGGCCCUGCGGCUGCCUUCAUUCAAGGUAAAGCGGAAAGAGCCAUCAGAAAUUUCAGAGGCCAGCGAGGAAAAGAGGCCCCGGCCCUCCACUCCAGCUGAGGAAGAUGAAGAUGAUCCUGAACGAGAGAAGGAUGCUGGAGAACCAGGACGUCCGGGGACCAAACCCCCAAAGCGAGAUGAAGAGCGAGGCAAGACCCAAGGCAAGCACCGGAAGUCCUUUGCUCUGGACAGUGAAGGGGAGGAGGCCUCCCAGGAGUCUUCCUCAGACAAGGAUGAGGAGGAGGAGGAGGAAGAUGAAGAAGAUGAAGAGCGAGAAGAAACUGUGGAUACCACCAAAAAAGAGGCAGAGGCAUCAGAUGGCGAGGAUGAGGAAAGCGAUUCGUCCUCCAAAUGUUCUCUGUAUGCUGACUCAGAUGGUGAAAAUGGUAGCACAUCGGACACCGAGAGCAGCAGCUCCUCCAGCUCCUCGUCAUCCUCAUCUUCCUCCUCAUCGUCCUCAUCAUCCUCUUCAUCAUCUGACUCCUCCUCUGAAGAGGAAGAGGAGCAGCCAGCAAUCAUUCCCUCAGCUUCGUCACCCCCUAGAGAAGCCCCGGCACCCCUCCCAGCACCUGCGGAGGAGCCUGAACCAGAGAGGGUAGCAAGCUCCCCAGUCACGCCUCUCCCUGAGCAAGGGACUUCUCCAGCAAGGCCUGCAGGUCCCACUGAAGAACCACCUCCCAGUGUGCCACAGCCUCCCUCAGAGCCCCCAGCUGGGCCUCCAGCCCCUACUUCCCGCCCAGAUGAGCGCCCUUCUUCUCCCAUUCCCCUUCUACCCCCACCCAAGAAGCGAAGGAAAACCGUCUCCUUUUCUGCUGUAGAGGAGGUGCCAGCCCCAGAGCCUCCCCCAACUGUCCCGCCUCAGGCCAAGUCUCCUGGCCCAAUCUCUCGCAAAGUCCCCCGGGGUGUAGAGCGGACCAUUCGCAACCUGCCCCUGGACCAUGCAUCUCUGGUCAAGAGUUGGCCUGAGGAGGUAUCCCGGGGGAGUCGGAGCCGAGCUGGAGGCCGAGGCCGCCCCACAGAAGAAGAAGAGGCUGAGCCAGGGACAGAAGUCGACCUGGCAGUACUGGCUGACCUGGCUCUGACCCCAGCCCGGCGCGGGCUAGUUACCUUGCCUCCUGGUGAUGACUCAGAGGCCACGGAGACCUCCGAUGAGGCAGAGCGCUCCAGUCCCCUGCUCAGUCACAUCCUCCUGGAACACAACUAUGCCCUGGCCGUCAAACCCACACCUGCCACUCCAGCCCCCCGGCCUCCAGAACCAGUUCCUGCCCCUGCUGCACUCUUCAGCUCCCCAGCGGAUGAAGUCCUGGAGGCCCCUGAGGUGGUAGUGGCUGAGGCAGAAGAGCCAAAGCAGCAGCCACAACUACAACAGCAGCCAGAGGAGGGAGAGGAGGAGGAGGAGGAAGAGGAGGAGUCAGAAUCUUCUGAGAGCAGCAGCAGCAGCAGCAGUGACGGGGAAGGAGCCAUCCGGCGGCGCAGCCUCCGCUCCCACACCCGGCGCCGGCGGCCACCGCUUCCCCCCCCUCCUCCCCCACCCCCCUCCUUUGAGCCCCGCAGCGAGUUUGAACAGAUGACCAUUUUAUAUGACAUUUGGAACUCGGGCCUGGACUUGGAAGACAUGAGCUACCUGCGGCUCACUUAUGAGCGGCUGCUGCAGCAGACCAGUGGGGCUGACUGGCUUAAUGACACCCACUGGGUCCAUCACACAAUCACCAACCUGAGCACUCCAAAGCGCAAGCGGCGGCCCCAGGAUGGGCCCCGAGAGCACCAAACAGGCUCAGCGCGCAGUGAAGGCUAUUACCCCAUCAGCAAGAAGGAGAAGGACAAGUACCUGGACGUGUGCCCCGUCUCAGCCCGGCAGCUGGAAGGCGUGGACACUCAGGGGACUAACCGUGUGCUUUCGGAGCGCCGGUCUGAACAGCGGCGUCUGCUGAGCGCUAUUGGCACCUCUGCCAUUAUGGACAGUGAUCUGCUAAAGCUAAACCAGCUCAAGUUCCGGAAGAAGAAGCUUAGAUUUGGCCGGAGCCGGAUCCAUGAGUGGGGUUUGUUUGCCAUGGAGCCCAUUGCAGCUGAUGAGAUGGUCAUCGAAUAUGUAGGCCAGAACAUCCGCCAGAUGGUGGCUGACAUGCGGGAGAAGCGCUAUGUGCAGGAGGGCAUUGGCAGCAGCUACCUGUUCCGGGUGGAUCACGAUACCAUCAUUGAUGCCACCAAGUGCGGCAACCUGGCCAGGUUCAUCAACCACUGCUGCACGCCUAACUGCUACGCCAAGGUGAUCACCAUCGAGUCGCAGAAGAAGAUUGUAAUUUACUCCAAGCAGCCCAUCGGAGUGGACGAGGAGAUCACUUAUGACUACAAGUUCCCGCUGGAGGACAACAAGAUCCCGUGUCUGUGCGGCACUGAAAGCUGCCGUGGCUCCCUCAACUGAGGUGGGCAGGACUGGUGCCCACACCCCUAUUUAUUCCCCCAUGGUGCCCUGAGCUCCCAGCACCCCCAGCCUUAGUGGGCUCAGCAGGGCCCACACAUACCCCAUCUCCAUGUGUGGGGUUGGAGGUCCCCAAGCCAAUUGAGGGAGCCUCAGUCUCUUGAGGGAGCUUCUGCCUUCCCUGUCGCCCCUGCCCUAUCCACCCCUAAUUUUUUUUCUUUGCGGAGAAGAAGCUGUAAAUGUUUUGUAGCUGCCAGCAGCUGUUUCCUGUGGAAACCUGGGGUGCCGGCCUGUACAGAUCCUGUUCUUGGGGGCUACACAGCCCUCUUGCUUUGUGUUAAUGGGGACUCCCCUUGUGCCCUGUGUGCACCCCUCCCCAGUUUAGGGGUCUGUAGGGGCAGUGGCCAUGUUCUCCCCUUGAGGGGACCCUGCGCCCCCCCCCCAUCUUGGGGACUCCGUGCCUGGAACCCUGCCUCAUCUUCUGUUCCUGCCAGACCCUGUGGGUUACCCUCCCACCCUGGUGUCUGGAAGCUUCGAUUCAGCCAGACCAGGAUGGUGGGGGGUGGGCCCUUCUUGUUGGGCUGGAUUGUACAUAUGUUAAUAAUAGCGCAAACCCAACGCCACAUUUUUAUAAUUGUGAUUAAACUUUAUUGUACAAAA